CCAAGAGGUUGGGGAGACGAGCCUAGCAGGGAGCCCCAAUGAGCCACACUUCCCCACCACCCCCAAAACACAAGGGGGAGCACAAAGGCAGAGGUCUCCCCCGGGGCUCAGAAAGGGGCAGCUCCUCCCGGGACAAGGACCGCAGUGCUACCAUCAGCGGCUCUGUGUCCAUGCCUGCUGGAGGGAAGGGAAGCCGGCCCAGCGGCCCUAACAACACAGCCCAGAAGGUCCCCAACCGCCUGAUCAGUGAGAAGUCCCCGUACCUCCUGCAGCAUGCCUACAACCCUGUGGACUGGUACCCCUGGGGACAGGAAGCCUUUGACAAGGCCAAGAAAGAAAACAAGCCUAUCUUCCUCUCAGUGGGGUAUUCCACCUGCCACUGGUGCCACAUGAUGGCGGAGGAGACCUUCCAGAAUGAGGAGAUAGGCCGCCUGCUCGGUGAGGACUUCGUCAGCGUGAAGGUGGACCGCGAGGAACGGCCAGACGUGGACAAAGUGUACAUGACCUUCGUGCAGGCCACCAGCAGCGGUGGGGGCUGGCCCAUGAACGUGUGGCUCACCCCAAGCCUCCAGCCCUUUGUGGGGGGCACCUACUUCCCCCCCGAGGACGGCCUGACCCGUGUGGGCUUCCGCACCGUGUUGCUGAGGAUCCGGGAGCAGUGGAAGCAGAACAAGAACUCCCUGCUAGAGAGCAGCCAGCGAGUCACCACUGCCCUGCUGGCCCGCUCGGAGAUCAGCAUGGGCGACCGCCAGGUGCCGCCCUCAGCCUCCACCAUGAACAGCCGCUGCUUUCAGCAGCUGGAUGAGGGCUACGACGAGGAGCACGGUGGCUUCGCGGAGGCCCCUAAGUUCCCCACCCCAGUGAUCCUCAGCUUCCUGUUCUCCUACUGGCUUGGCCACCGGCUGACCCAGGAUGGCUCUCGGGCCCAGCAGAUGGCCUUGCACACCCUGAAAAUGAUGGCCAACGGGGGCAUCCGGGACCAUGUGGGGCAGGGCUUCCACCGCUACUCCACCGACCGCCAGUGGCACAUCCCCCACUUUGAGAAGAUGCUCUACGAUCAGGCGCAGCUUGCCGUGUCCUACUCGCAGGCCUUCCAGAUCUCCGGGGAUGAAUUCUACUCUGAAGUCGCCAAAGGCAUCCUGCAAUAUGUGGGCCGUAGUCUGAGCCACCGGUCUGGUGGCUUCUACAGUGCUGAGGAUGCAGACUCACCCCCGGAGCGGGGCAUGAAGCCCAGGGAGGGUGCUUUCUACGUGUGGACGUCCAAGGAGGUCCAGCGUCUCCUUCCCGAGUCUGUGGCAGGCGCCACAGAGCCUCUGACCACGGGCCAGCUACUCACCAAGCACUACGGACUCACAGAGGCCGGCAACAUCAACUCAUGUCAGGACCCCAAGGGGGAGAUGCAGGGCCAGAAUGUGCUGACUGUGCGCUACUCCUUGGAGCUGACCGCUGCCCGCUUUGGCCUGGAGGUUGAGGCCGUGCAGAGUCUGCUCACAGCAGGGCUCGACAAGCUCUUCCAGGCCCGGAAGCAGCGGCCAAAGCCACACCUGGACAACAAGAUGCUGGCUGCUUGGAAUGGCCUGAUGGUUUCUGGCUAUGCUGUGACUGGGGCUAUCCUGGGCAUAGACAGGCUGGUCCACUGUGCCACCAAUGGUGCCAAGUUCCUCAAGCGGCACAUGUUCGAUGUGGCCACGGGCCGCCUGAAGCGGACUUGCUAUGCUGGCACCGGGACCACCGUGGAGCACAGCGAGCCACCCUGCUGGGGCUUCCUGGAGGACUAUGCCUUCGUAGUGCGGGGCCUGCUGGACUUGUACGAGGCCUCGCAGGAGAGCGCGUGGCUGGAGUGGGCCUUGCGGCUGCAGGACACGCAGGACAGGCUCUUCUGGGACUCCCAGGGUGGUGGCUACUUCUGCAGUGAGGCUGAGCUGGGGGCCGGCCUGCCUCUGCGAGUCAAGGACGACCAGGAUGGAGCAGAGCCCAGCGCCAACUCGGUGGCGGCCCACAACCUGCUGCGGCUGCACGGCUUCACCGGCCUCAAGGACUGGCUGGACAAGUGCGCGUGCCUGCUCACCGCCUUCUCCGAGCGCAUGCGCAGAGUGCCCGUGGCGCUGCCGGAGAUGGUCUGUGCUCUCUCUGCCCACCAGCAGGGCCUCAAGCAGAUUGUGAUCUGCGGAGAACCCCAGGCCAAGGACACCAGGGCUCUGCUGCAGUGUGUGCACUCCCUCUACCUCCCCAACAAGGUGCUGAUUCUGGCUGACGGGGACCCCUCGAGCUUCCUAUCCCGCCAGCUGCCCUUCCUAAACACUCUGCGGCGGCUGGAGGACCGGGCCACCGCCUAUGUGUACGAGAGCCAGGCCUGCUCCAUGCCCAUCACGGAGCCCUCUGAGUUACGGAAACGGCUUGUCCAGUGACUCACAGCCCCAGGCCUGGGGCAGAAGGCCAGGCUUCCCAGCACACUCAGGCCCCACAGGGCCGAGCAGAACCUGUGGCCACCAGGUGACCUUGGCCCUUGUCUCUGCUCCCCAUGGGCACCCAUGCACUCUGG
Octodon degus (degu) is the source of this 2542-nucleotide messenger RNA. RefSeq names its product spermatogenesis associated 20 (gene Spata20). Gene Ontology annotation, biological process: carbohydrate metabolic process. Bases 39 to 2408 code for a protein of 789 amino acids. The record is from RefSeq and is a predicted model, not a curated record. The transcript is spliced from 16 exons. NCBI's taxonomy places the organism in Eukaryota, Metazoa, Chordata, Mammalia, Rodentia, Octodontidae.